AUGACUGAUAGCAACGAUAAAGAACUCGAAAAAAUAAGAUUACUGCUUCAACUCGAAGAUAAAAAAGUACAACUCGAAGAUAAAAAAGUACAACUCGAAGAUAAAAAAGUACAACUCGAAGAUAAAAAAGUACAGCAACUACAAUUACAACUUCAAAUCGAAGAAAAAAAACUUGAACGAGCUCGUCUGCACCCACCGUCAAGCUCGGCUUCGCUAUCAGCUACCAGCUAUGCUGAUUAUUAUCGUUUUUCGAUUCUACCUUAUUUGACCACAUGUGAUUUUCAAUAUCCCAUAGUUAAAGAUAUCGAUAAAUUAUAUGGUGACAAAAAGUUUAAACGAAGGCUUAUUGGGUUUUUGAGGAAUGUAACGGAAUCAAAACCGGAAUUGGAAGUGCAAUAUGAUUUUCAAACACUUUUAAUACGUAACGAACUAUGUAACACACCUGAUUCAUUAUUCAGUUUUUUCGAUACACAUUCGAUCUAUUAUCUGAAUAGAAAAGCAGUGGAUAUUUCUUUCUUUUUUAAUGGAACAAAUUUAAAUCGUAGUUCAUUUGAUGAUGCUUAUUUGGAAUUGGUUGUUUUGGUUUGUGAAUUCAAAGCUCCGGACGUUAAUAUUGGAGUUGAAGGUGAUCUAGGUCAAAUGUUUAAAUAUUUGAAUGUGAUACUUUCCGAACAAUAUCGAACACAUGUUUACGGAUUGGUUUGCAAUGGUGAUUCUAUUGUUUAUACCAAAGCAGAAAAAUAUUUCCGUGAACCAAAAUACUACAAAACAAACAAAAUAUCGUUAAGACGUCCAGAUAAAAGUGUUGAUGAUGAAGCAGUUAAACAACUAAUAUGUCUUUUAAAGGGAUAUGAUGAUGUCGAAAAGAAUAUGUCAUUUUAUGGAACAUCGUUUUAUUACAAUCGACAAUCUUUGUUACCCAGACAUUUGAUCGAAAGACGACUUGGACGCGGGUUAACAUCGCGCACAUUUCUUCUGAGCGACAAUAAUGACACAAGAUGUAAAUCUGUUCUCAAACUUCGAUACGGUCAAGAUUUUAAAAGUGUAUUUCAAAAUGAAGUCAAUUUGGUUUUACGUUUACAUUCUUCAUCAUCAUCAAAAUUUUUUGAAUCGUGUUUAUUGAAAAUAAUUGAAUACGACAAAAUUGACUAUCGAUUUAUUUGUUUCGAUAAACAAUUAAUCGAAAUUAAAGAACAAUUAACGUAUAAGCAAAUCCUAUCACUAUUUCAAAUUGUUAUUGAAUUAAAUAAACAACGAAUUGUUCACCGUGACAUCCGACCAAAUAAUAUUCUAUUAUGUAUACAGACAAAGGAUUUAUACUUGGUCGAUUUUGGAUUCGCUUGCGAAAUGGGAAGUUAUGUAUCAUUCGCCGGCACAGUUUGUUAUGCUCCUGCACAUAUGCUUCUUAAUUUAAGACAUCGUUUUGGUCACUAUGGUAGUUUGUUUCAAUACAACGAUGAAAACUAUGAUCUUGAAUCAUUUGUUAAAGUUCUUGUAUUUUACGACAAUGUGGAAAAUCGAGAAAAACUACAAAAAUUGGAUACCAUAAGCAGACAAGACGAUAAAAUAGAAGCCUAUAUUAGCUUUUGGGAUAAAAUACGGUCUAAUGAAAAGUUUCAAAAAUUAUUCGAUUUGGUACAACUGGCAGCACAUCAUCUUACGAUGUAUGAACAAAACAUAGCCAAUGAAUUAAAUACAUUAUUUAAUAAUGGACAGUCAGCUUCCAGUUCUAACGUUCAAACUGCCGGUAAAAUCCUCAAAAAUUGA
This is a messenger RNA of Didymodactylos carnosus, 1767 nucleotides long. Lineage: Eukaryota; Metazoa; Rotifera; Eurotatoria; Philodinida; Philodinidae. The record is from the annotation of a GenBank genome assembly.